AGAGCUGCUGGCUUAGCCGCCCGUUUUACACCAGACCAGUACCUUCAAUUGAACGUUCCUUCCUGGGAAGCUGCAGCCUGUCAGUAUGGCUCAGGAGUUUGUGAACUGCAAGAUUCAGUCUGGGAAGGUGGUCGUGUUCAUCAAACCCACCUGCCCCUAUUGCAGAAAGACUCAAGAAAUCCUCAGUCAACUGCCUUUCAAACAUGGUCUUCUGGAAUUUGUGGACAUCACAGCUACUAACAACACCAAUGCGAUUCAAGAUUAUUUACAACAGCUCACCGGAGCAAGAACAGUUCCUCGGGUCUUCAUAGGUAAAGACUGCAUAGGCGGAUGCAGCGAUCUACUUUCCAUGCAACAGAAUGGGGAGCUGACAGCCCGGCUGAAGCAGAUUGGAGCUCUGCAGUUAUGAAAGGGGUGGUAGGUGAGGCUGGGGACAAAAACAUUCUGCUACCUUUUUU
Molecule: messenger RNA, 458 nt
Organism: Rattus rattus (black rat)
Lineage: Eukaryota; Metazoa; Chordata; Mammalia; Rodentia; Muridae
Gene: Glrx
Product: glutaredoxin
Exons: 2
Coding region: 86-409 (107 amino acids)
Source: RefSeq, a predicted model, not a curated record